This is a messenger RNA of Chara braunii, 2067 nucleotides long. The record is from the annotation of a GenBank genome assembly. NCBI's taxonomy places the organism in Eukaryota, Viridiplantae, Streptophyta, Charophyceae, Charales, Characeae.
GGACAGUCUGUUUGCUGUAACUGGUGGUAUGGAGGAGGUGCAGGCCCAACCAACGUGACGGAAUCGCAUGUUGCAGCCGCUUUCAAGGUUGUCCUUCACUUCCACCGGUGCCCAACAAGGUAGUGGUCGCACUGAUGCACCUCAUUCGCUACACACCCUCAAUUCACAUUUCGAGGACGUUGUAUUAGACGGCACACCGGCGUUCGCUGACGUCCCUGAAGUCGUUGUGCCCUUGGUUGGCGAAGAUGAUGAUGUACAUACGGAUGUUGCAUGUUUGCGAAGAUUCAUGCUUUUCAGGGACUCACAGACAUUGGGAGGCAGUUCAUCGGCAUUUGUGCAGCAUCCGGAGAGUGAUCCAUCUACAGAGAUCCGAGCGCGCAUUACAUCCAGAUGGAAGAGGAAGAAUACGAACAAGGUUGCUGCAUACGACUCCUCUGAUCGAGAGGCUUUGUUGUCAGACGACGAGGUGGUCAGCCCGGAUAUGGAAAUGUGGACUACACCUCCUACGCAAUAUGCGCUCACUGGCAAUGUGCAGCCGUUGCAGGUGGGAUGUCGGUAUGUGUCCAUGGACACCUUGCGUGAAACAGUUCAGUUCGUCGUCGUUGCGAAGGGUUUUCACUACAAGCGGAAAAGAUCGCACCGCACCCGGUUUCACGUCAUCUGCGUUAAUUCUCACUGCCCGUGGGAGCUGGAGGGUAGAGCAGCACAUGUCAAUACCCCGACUGAGAUUGUUCGUCUCACUCCGCAUCGCCCCGGUUGCAGAGCGUCGGUGGAGGAAUCAGCAGGCAAUAAACACGCAAAAGUGAAGUGGGUGGAGUUGAUGGUGCUGAAGAAAUUACGAGAGAAGAUUGAGACUACCGCCAUUGAUUUAAGGAAAUGGUUUGCAGAAACGAUAAAAACCCCUGUCAGCUACAGCAAGUGUGUCAGAGCAAGGGCGAGAGUGGUAGAGACAUUGAAAGGCGCUCCGGACGCCGGGUAUAUUCAUUUACACACGUACUGUAGGGUCGUGCGUGAGACCAACCCCGGGUCCAUCAUCGAACUCGAUUGUAAUGGCAACGUCUUUGUCCGCAUUUUCUGCGCGUUCGCUGCUUCGGUGACUGGAUUUGCACACUGCAUGUUGUUGCUUGUGCUGGACGGAGCCCAUAUUAGGAGGAAGUACGAAUGCUGCCUUUUCGGUGCAACUGCACGAGACGCGAACGACCAGUGUUUCCCCGUUGCAUAUGCAGUUAUUGACGCAGAGAGCAAGAAAAACUGGAAAUGGUUUUUGGUUCUUCUUAAGCGCGUGUGUGAUGCCGCUCACGUGCCUCACGACAAAAUCACGAUAAUGUCCGACCAGGACAAAGGACUCAUUCCUGCGGUGAGCAAAGAAUUCGGUGAUGACCGUUUGAGGGUCAACAAAGAGCAAGCGAAGAUGCUCCUUGAAGCAGCGCGAGCCACCAGCGAGCCCGUGUUUGACUACUACAUGCAGCGGGUUGCAGAUUUUUCGAAAGACAAGCACAUAGUGGAGAAGAUCUUUGCGAAAGCGGACAAGAGACACUGGGGAGGGCCUCAUAUCCGUUCUCCAAGAUAUGGGAAGGUGACGUCGCAAGUUGCCGAGUCAAUGAACAACAAAUUCUUGAAGGCUCGGGGGAUGCCGCCGAUUCCACUUCUCGAGGAGUACCGAGGUCCAUCAGGCAGAGGGCGCCCUCCUAAACUGAGAAUGCAGUAUCGUGUGAGCUUCAGACAUCAUCUGGAUCCCAAGGAGGAUCGCUGGUUCACACGAGAAGAACUCCUGAGAACAGCACCUCAAGUGAUUGCGGGCUAUGAAAGAGAACUGAAAGGGAAGAUGCCUGCAGACUAAGAGACUUCUCAGAGGACUAACGAAGUUAAGGAGAUGGGAAUGCGACGAUCUGGGUCCUUGGCAGGCCUAAGAGGUCCCAGUUGCAGGGUGCCCGUCCUAAGUGAAGACGGGCCUAACUUAUCACAAGAGGCCUUUGACUGUCAAUUUCAUAUUUGGGGUUCAGGCAGUUGCGACACGCCAGUUGGUUGGGAGAAACACAGGCCGAGCAACAAAGACAUUUCCACAGC